Molecule: messenger RNA, 550 nt
Organism: Cylicocyclus nassatus
Lineage: Eukaryota; Metazoa; Nematoda; Chromadorea; Rhabditida; Strongylidae
Source: the annotation of a GenBank genome assembly
UUUUCAGAUUUCUCUUACAUACCAAACCACCUAAGCUUUCAAGAUGGCUAUGGCAGCAAGAGGACGCAGUUCUAAACUGCCACCCGAGGUUAAUCGAAUUCUUUACAUCAAGAAUCUACCUUACAAAAUCACGUCGAGCGAAAUGUAUGAGAUCUUCGGAAAAUUCGGCGCCAUACGACAAAUCCGAGUAGGUUCUACUAAUGAAACUCGUGGUACAGCUUUUGUCGUCUACGAAGACAUUUACGAUGCUAAAAACGCCUGCGAACAUAUGAGUGGUUUCAAUGUUUCGAACAGGUAUCUUGUUGUCCUUUACUACCAAGCUACAAAAGCUUACAAGAGGAUGGAUACAGAGAAGGCCAAAGAGCGUCUGGAAGAAGUGAAGGAACGUUAUGGCAUUGGCGGAGAUCUGACAAAACAGAAGAUGGCUUACACUCCUACUCCUCGACGAUAGAAUUCGGUGAAAGUGUGAAAGUGGCAUUGUUUUUACAAUUAUCUUGUUUUAUGUUGUGGUUUCGAUCUCAUAAAAGUAGUGGGGUGGCCACAUGUGCAU